GUCGGACCGGAAUAAAAACCAUUAGCUUUGACAUUUGAGUGAAUGUAAUUCGUGCGGUGAGUGUGUGACAGCUGGCAAGAUACGACAUCAGCGGCCACGCGACAUGGGUUAGGGUAUACGUAGACGGGGAGGAACAGAGAUACACACGUGUUAUUUCGUCAGCUGUUUAUUUAAGCGGUUUGAUCAAAGCACUGCCUGUACCCAACAGGUGGCUGACUUCCCAACAAACUCUUACCUUUGUCGUCUGUUGUGUUGCUACUUACUUGUUAUCACAAUGCGGACAAGUAUGGAAGUGUCCGCGUUGGUGUUUUUGUGUGCCAUGAUUUACACAUGUGUUUUCGCGAACCACACUGACAAUAGACCCAUGCACGAAAAUGAGGUGCCCUGUCACCCAGAACAGGUCCACAUUGCGUAUGGGGACACAACAUCAGAAGUGGUAGUUAUGUGGGCGACACAAGAGGAGUGUACCACAUCGGUCAGUUACGGUACUGACCCCUGGGGUCUGACCACCACUCUCACUGGUCAGAUGUCACAUUUCACUGAUCUCAAUCAACAGGGGCUACAAUGUCUACACAGGGUCAAACUACAGGGAUUGACACCAGAAACCACUUACUUUUACCGGCCCCUGAGUGAGGGAGUUAGCAGUGGACCGUUUUACUUCAGGACGCCCCCUAGUGGGCAGGCGUGGGAACCUGAAUUCCUGGUGUAUGGUGACCUUGGUGUAGAAUCGGACAGUGUGCCUUACCUUAAUACCGAGGUUCUAGGGGGAAACUAUACAGCCGUCCUACACGUGGGUGACUUUGGGUACAACCUGAUGGACCAAGAUGGACAGUCGGAGGCCUCCAACAUAACAUGCUUCCCCAAGGUCGGAGAUCAGUUUAUGAGGAUUGUAGAGGACAUAGCGGCCAGAGUACCCUACAUGACUUCACCAGGAAACCAUGAGAUAGAUGGAGACACCUUCAGCCAUUACAGGUACCGGUUCUCUAUGCCAAACACUGACUGGCCAAUCCCUAUAGAUAAGAUGUGGUACAGCCUGGACAUUGGGCAGGUACACUUUGUCAGUUACUCCUCCGAGGUGUUCUUCACCCAGCAAGGUGUUCAUGUGGACGCCCAGAGAAACUGGCUGAUGGCUGACCUAAAGCAAGCUAAUGACAACCGUCGUAACUGCCCAUGGGUGAUCGCCUAUGGUCAUCGACCCAUGUACUGUUCCAACACGGAUGAAGAUGAUUGUACCAAGGGAGCAUCUAAAGUCAGGGAAGGUCUAGAGGACCUGUUCUUUGACUACGGCGUGGAUGUGGUACUCCAGGCCCAUGAACACUCUUACGAACGUCUCUGGCCCCAGUACAAAGGGGUGGUUCUGGCUAAGAACUAUACCAACCCACAGGCUCCUGUUCAACUCAUCACAGGUGCUGCAGGCUCCAAACACGGGGUUGACCAGGAGAACAAGACAUUCUCGGACUGGUCAGCCUUCAGGAUGGACACCAUAGCCUUUAAUAGUUUUGGUCGACUGAAAGUGAAAAAUGCCAGCCACCUGUAUUGGGAGCAGGUGUCGGUGAAGGACAGUCAUGUGUUGGACUCUAUCUGGAUCACACAGAACUUUCACGGUCCAUUCCACAAGGCUGAGCUGGAGACAGAUAAGGCCAAGAAGAUUGAGGAUAAAGUGAAGGAUGAAUCUGUGAUAAACACCGACACAGCCUCUCAUCAGGUAGUCAAUUCCCCACAGGAUGGGCCACACAUAAGCUCAGGGGACACAAACUCUCCUGACACCAGCAUAUCGGAGCGUGCCCGCAGCAUGCUGGAGUCCACCAAUGUACGCCUGGCCCUUGGCAUUGGAGGAGGUGUCUUGGUGCUUGUUGUUAUUAUAACCAUAGUGAUUCUACAGAAGCAGAAAAGGAAGGCGAGGAAGUACAGACGCUGGGAUGAGACGGUGGACUACGGGCGUAAGUUUUACUCCUCAGGGUACUCCCAAGUCCACCAUGGAGAGAAGGACACAGACGAAUUUGAAGUUGAGGUGAAUGAACCUAGUGCAGCAACAGCCAAACUACUGACAGAAUGAGGGUCUACUGAAACCAGCAGAUCUAUAUUUAAAUACUGAGUAGUCACAUGUGGGCCGAGUGGUGAAGUUCUCUACAUCAGAUUCUCUUACCGACGGUUCCCUGUGAUACCCAAUAUAUGGUUGCUAUGAAAUCCAGUGCAAUAUUUUGAGCCUAUACAUUCCAUCCAUGUGAUAUCGUGUCGAGGACGUUUGUCCCGAUAGUCCCAUUGGUAAUGGCUUCCAAGUUUAUCAUACGAGUGAUAAGUGCCUUAAAGAUUAUAUGGAACUGUAUACUCCAGUAGCUACCAUAACAUACACUUGUACAUGGAGAUACUUUAUUGUGUAUUAACUGUAAACCACUACAUAUCGGAGAGAAGUUCCACUAACGUUGAUCAUUAAGUCUCUGAUAUCAAUGUCUAGAAAUGGUAAACAAACAUGAAUUUAGCUGAGGAGUUGUACAUUUCUGUGGCAUCUUACUUUGUGACAGGCAGUCUUACAGUUUGUCCGAUUCCACAACCAUCCAUGUAAGGUUUUGUCCAGUUUAAAGCUUUAUAAUACUGUUGAUAUGAUUUAUCAAUAUGGUGUUGCUACAGACUUUUUGAAGUGAAAAAAAAACUCUGUAAGAUUUUUCACAUUAAUGGAUUAAGAUGAUGGUGAUGACUUGUCUAUUGUGGACACUGAUGUGUUGGUAAUGACUAUUUCUCCUGUGAUAUCAAAGUUUAACAUUCCUGUGUAACAUUCCGGUAAUAGAUCUGUAGGUUAGGUGUGGGGGACUAGAUAUUACUGUAUUAAAAUGGCGAUAUGGAUAUAAAACGGUAAAAUAUAGAAUAUCUGAUAAUAGUUAAUAGAUCUUUGGUGAUUAAAUCAGCAUUUACCUAUAUAAUAACUUUUCAUACAGUAAAUCUAUAUUCAAGACUAUAUGUGUUGUUGAUUGUGCAUUUUUAUAACUGGCUGAUGGUGUAAUUGAUCUGUAUUGAUCGAUUGAUAUGGAUCUUUAUUCAUUUUACGUUUUGUUAAAAUAUUUGACACUUUGUCUGAUCUCUAACCACCAAAAAAUUCAUUGUAUAUAAUUUUGUUGUUUUUGAUGUUGUUUACAUAUUGUGCUCUUCCUAUAACUUGGGGACCAUAACUGUUAGAUCAUUUAUAGGAGUGUUAUGACAUAUUACUUGUCAUGAUUCAUGUCGAAGAUGAAUUAUUAUCAAAAUGAAUUCUUCACAUUUUGAUAUUAGAAUUGAACAUUUAUAAUAUGAUAGUUAAUACUGACAGAUUUGCCAAAUUUAUCAAAACAGAAGAGCUGAAGCCAUUUUAUGUUGUGAUUUUAAAUACUUUUCAAACCUUGUUGCCAUGUCACCUCCAUGUAUGUCUAUCUCUAAAUGGUCCGAAAUUAGCCAUCAUCAUCACUGUGAGUGAAAAACCAAGAUAUGAUGUUUUACAAUCGUUACAAUUGUCUAUUACAUUUCUAUACAUUCCUUUGUAAUUUGUGUGUUUGUGUAUAUUGCAGAUAUAUAUUUUUUUCACUGAUGAUUUAAGAAUUAAUCAUAGACUUCCAUAUUUUCAUUCUCAGUGCUCAUUUCAAAUAAAUUUUGAGUGAUAAAAAAAUGUUAACAUUAUUUUCAGUUGUCUUUUUCAAAUACAGCUUUACGAUAAAUAUAUUUAACACUUUUCUGUGUCAUUUCAAAGGAAAACUGCCAAAAAUAAUUGCUACAUGUGCAUUGAUUGCUUAAAUUUUUUGGAAUCAUAUUUUUGUGUUUCAAGUAUUUUGUAUUUUAUUUUGGAGUGUAAUUAUCUGGGUACAGGUGUACAAUGUAUGUAUCAUUAUGUUUAUGUAAAAUUUGAUGAUGGAAACAAAUGACAUUAUUAUGUGUAAAAGUUGGCCAGGUAUGGCCAGGAGAGUUCGGUACAGUUAUUCUGCGUGAUUGUAUCUUUCUCUAUGAGAUUCAGCAUUCAUCAAGACAUUAAAUCAUUUUUCAUGAA
This is a messenger RNA of Pecten maximus, 4009 nucleotides long. RefSeq names its product acid phosphatase type 7-like. NCBI's taxonomy places the organism in Eukaryota, Metazoa, Mollusca, Bivalvia, Pectinida, Pectinidae. The coding region runs from base 275 to 2056 and encodes 593 amino acids. Gene Ontology annotation, molecular function: metal ion binding; acid phosphatase activity. The transcript has 10 exons. The record is from RefSeq and is a predicted model, not a curated record.